AUGGCAAAUCUUAAAGAAUUGUAUGAGAAGACCGCUGAACUAAAAGCAUUUUACACAGGAGGACAUAUUCAAUGGACAAAUGACGGUGAACAUUUUCUCUGCCAAUGUGAUGAUGUUAUUAAAGUAAUUGACGUUAACACACUCAGUAAUCCGUUGACUAUUGGAGAUGCUGCUGAAGAUAAAGAUGAUAGUGACGUCAUAUAUACCUUUCAAAUGUCGAAGGAUAAUGAGACUGUAGUUACUGCACAUAAAAGCGGAUUAAUUAAACUAUGGGAUAGACGAGACGGGAGCCAGCUGAAAAUGUGGAGGUCUGGACAUAAAGGUGCCAUAGCAAAGUUAGCUUUUGAUGCAAACGGAACAAAUGUUGCUUCGGGCAGCACAGAUGGAAAUAUAAAAUUAUGGGACAUCACUCACAAUACUUGUACGAGCAGCCUUAGAGGAGCUCUGGGAGUGUUUUCACUUGUCAAAUAUCAUUCGGAUGAUUCAAAACAACUAAUAUUUGGUGCUGCAGAUGACACUAAGAUAAGAUCCUGGAAUUCUAAAAAUGGUAAAGAGACUGUUGUAUAUUCAGGACAUUUUAGUAAAGUUACGAGCUUAGAAUUUACAGUGGACGGUGAACAUAUGGUGAGUUCAGGUAGAGACAGAGUUCUUAUAUUGUGGAAACUCGGUGAAGGCAAAGCUCUCAAAGUUCUACCAGUGUAUGAAUGUAUAGAAACACUCGCACUUCUGCCACCGAGUUUCAAAAUUCCCAAUUUUACUAAAAAAGUCGGUACAGAAGGUAUAUAUGUUGCUUGUGCUGGUGAGAAAGGUAUUGUUAAGGUGUGGAAUGUACAAAUGAGUCGUCUUAUGUUUGAACAGACAAACAGUCUUGUAUCACCGGCCAAUGAAGAUGGGGGCUUAGCGGUCACACAUUUAUUAUUCAAUGAAGCAAGGAAUAUGUUUUCCGUUGUCACCGCUGACCAUAAUAUUAUUAUACAUGACUUAGAGUCUUUCAGCUGUAUUAAACAAUUAAUUGGUUUCACAGAUGAAGUACUGGAUAUAAUUUUUGUUGGUAAAGAUGAGUCACAUAUAGUUGUUGCUACAAACAGUAAAGAUUUAAAGUAUUAUGAGCUUGGAAGUAUGGACUGUAAAUUAUUAAAAGGGCAUACAGAUAUUGUUCUUGCGUUGUCUUGUUUUCCUACUAGGCCGGACUUGUUUGUAUCUUCUGGUAAAGACAAUACUGUUAGAGUUUGGUCACAAAUUGAUUACAAUGAAGUCAAGUGUAUUGGUGUUGGUACAAGACAUACUGCAUCAGUGGGUUCCGUUUUCACUUCUCAAACAUCAGCGAAUUUCUUUACCUCUGUGAGCCAGGAUAGCUGUUUAAAAGUUUGGACUAUGCCUAAAGAGCUUGACUCUGGAGAAACAAAACUUAAUUCAAGUCAUACAGAAUUAGCCCAUAAUAUGGAUAUUAAUUGUGUCUCCGUAUCUCCAAACGAUAAAAUUAUAGCAACCGGUUCACAAGAUAAAACAGCAAAGCUUUGGAGUGAUGAUUUAUCAUUGUUGGGUGUGCUGAAAGGGCAUAGGAGAGGUAUAUGGUGCGUCAGAUUUUCGCCAGUCGAUCAAGUAGUGCUGACGUCAUCAGCAGACGCUACAUUGAAAUUAUGGUCCAUAGCAGAUCUUAGCUGUCUCAAGACGUUCGAGGGUCACGAAAGUUCAGUCCUGAAAGUAGAUUUCCUCAGCAAAGGACAACAAAUAAUAUCGAGUGGAGCAGACGGUCUUUUAAAACUUUGGACUAUAAAGACAUCGGAAUGCAAAAUGUCUUUAGAUAAUCACGACGGUAAAGUGUGGUCCAUGGCAGUUAGCAAAAAUGAAUCGAUCAUAAUAACAGGUGGCUCGGAUUCUAAGUUAGUGACUUUGAAAGAUGUGUCCGUUGAAAGGAGGGAAAAGUUGGCCAAAGAACGAGAAGAACUCAUUCUACAAGAACAGGAACUCAUGAAUUUAUUGCACGACAAGAAAUUAAUUAAAGCCCUCAAACUAGCGCUGCGAAUGGAAAGGCCUUUGAAUGUUCUAAAAAUUAUCAAUGAAAUUUUAAAAUCCGGUCAUGACAAACUUGCCGAGACUCUUAAAGAGAUUAAUAACACACAAAAAGAAACUCUACUCAGAUUCGCUGCCGAAUGGAACACUAAUAAUAAGAAUGCUCACGCGGCGCAAUACGUAUUUUACAUAUUAACACCAGAAAUAAUUUCAGGUAGCCUCAAGGUAUCGUCGUUAGGAAGUUUCAUUGAAGGCGCGCUGCCGUACACCGAGCGCCACUUUGAAAGAUUAACAAACUUAUUACAAGACCUUAAUUUUAUUACGUACACUGUAAAUUGUAUGCAACCACACUCUGUUAAAAAUCAAUAA
Messenger RNA from Danaus chrysippus (African queen), 2382 nucleotides. Lineage: Eukaryota; Metazoa; Arthropoda; Insecta; Lepidoptera; Nymphalidae. The record is from the annotation of a GenBank genome assembly.